Messenger RNA from Prunus dulcis (almond), 1626 nucleotides. RefSeq names its product protein FAR1-RELATED SEQUENCE 5-like. The coding region runs from base 364 to 1527 and encodes 387 amino acids. Lineage: Eukaryota; Viridiplantae; Streptophyta; Magnoliopsida; Rosales; Rosaceae. Gene Ontology annotation, biological process: regulation of DNA-templated transcription. The record is from RefSeq and is a predicted model, not a curated record. The transcript is spliced from 2 exons.
CUUCCUCCCGCUGCCUCCACGUUCUGCUUCCUCCCAUUGCUGCAGUAACAACAACUCCGACUCCAGCGUAGCCAGCGAAAAUCCAGAGCGACUUAUUCCCUCGCACUUCAACAAGGAGUGAUGGCAAAUGCAUUAGAUGAAUGGAUGUCUUCUAAAGAUGAAUUUUAUAUCCCUCAAGUUAGAGAUGAAAAAAAAAACCGAAAGUAGGGCUAGCAUUCCAGUCAUUGGAUGAAACAUACGAGUUCUACAAUGAUUACGCAAAGGAUGCUGGGUUUAGUGUCAGGAUUAGCAAGGAGAAGAAAAAGAUAAAAACAGGUGAGGUUGUUUGGAAACGAUACGUUUGUUUUAAGGAAGGUGAAACAGAUGAGACAUGGAGGAAAAAAAAAAGACAGUGAGUCUACACAAAUAGAAAGAGAACGAGGUAAUGUUUGUGAAAAUUGCAAAGCAAAGUUAACAGUAGUUUAUGAUGGGUUCAAUUUUGUAGUUCAGACUUUCAUUGAGGAACAUACUCAUCCACUUGCAACACCAUCUAGAGUACAUUUGUUAAGAUCUCAUCGUGGUGUAUCAGAUACAAAGAUUAAGUUGGUAAAAAAGUUUUCCAAUGUGAACAUUCCAUUAUAUCAACAAUUCGAACUCUUGGAGACACAAGCUGGUGGACAUGAAAGUGUUGGGUUCAUAGAAAGAGAUUUAAGAAAUUUUGAGCGAGAUGAAAGGGAGAAAAUAAAGGGUCGUGAUGCAGAAAUGUUAUAUGAGUACUUCAAAUCGGAGGAAGAUAAGGAUUCCGAUUUCUUUUUUAAGUUUGAGACAGAUAAUAAUAAUAGGAUGACUAGAUGUUUCUGGGUUGACUCUGUUGCAAGGAAAGCUUACACACAUUUUGGUGAUGUGGUUGUAUUUGAUACAACCUACAAUACAAAUCGUUAUGCAAUGAUCUUUUCUCCUCUUGUAGGUGUUAACCACCAUGGGCAAACUACCAUUUUUGGUUGUGGAUUUUUGAGUAAUGAGACUUUUGACUCAUUUGUUUGGCUAUUAGAAACAUGGUUAGAAGCAAUGAAAAUUGCCCCUACAGUUAUAAUCACUGAUCAAGAUCAAGCAAUGACUAAGGCUAUAGCUCAAGUUUUACCAAACACGUUCCACAGAUAUUGCGUGUGGUAUAUUUUGAACAAAUUUCAAGAAAAGAUGGGUUAUUUUGCUCAUCAUAAUUACUAUGCACUUUUCAAGACAGCCAUAUGGGAAUCUGAGACUGUAGAAGAAUUUGAAAAGAGUUGGUAUGAAGCUUUGGAGAUAAGUCAGCCAAGUAGUAAGGAGUGGUUCGAAGAAAUGUAUAAAUUACGUGGUACAUGGAUUCCUACCUAUGUCAAGCAAUACUUUUCUGCAGGGAUGUCUAGCAGUCAAAGAGCAGAAUCCAUGCAUGCAUUCUUCAAGCGUUAUUGUUCCAAAAGCAACUCUUUGAUGGAUUUUGUGACUCGUUUUAAUAGGGCACUAGCUCAUUUGAGACAUGAAGAAUUGGUUGCAGACCAUGGGGAUUAGAACGAGAAACCUAAUAUUAAAUUAGGGAUGCUGAUGGAGAACCAAAUGGUUGUUAUGUACACUAAGAAAUACUUUUACAAAUUUCAAAAAGAGCUUCUG